AAUAAAACCACCGACUGUAAUCCUUCGGUACUAGAAGCGAAUGCUGGUGUUAUUUUUCUGUCUACCACUCAACGUUAGUAUUUGCCCUGUUUAAUAAUCAGAGAAUGGACAACUCUGGGAAAGAGAAGGAAGCGAUUCAGCUGAUGGCUGACGCCGACAAGAAAGUGAAAACGUCUGGCUCGUUCUUGGGAGGCAUGUUUGGCGGACCUCAUAAAGUUGAAGAGGCUUGUGAAAUGUACUGCAGAGCAGCCAACAUGUUCAAGAUGGCCAAGAACUGGAACGCUGCUGGUAAUGCCUUCUGCCAGGCGGCCCGGAUCCACAUGCAGCUCCAGAACAAACAUGACUCGGCCACCAGCUUCAUCGAUGCAGGAAACGCUUUCAAAAAGGCAGACCCCAGCGGGAAGGUUCACCAUCGCAGCCAAACACCACAUCACCAUCGCAGAGAUCUACGAGUCAGAACUGGUGGAUAUAGAGAAGGCCAUCGCCCACUAUGAGCAGGCAGCAGACUACUACAAAGGAGAGGAGUCCAACAGUUCUGCAAACAAGUGUCUACUGAAGGUGGGGGCCUACGCCGCUCAGUUGGAACAGUACGCAAAGGCCAUCGAGAUCUACGAACAGGUUGGAUCCAGCACCAUGGAUAACCCCCUGCUGAAAUACAGUGCCAAAGAGUACUUCUUCAAAGCCUCUCUGUGUCACUUCAUCGUGGAUGAACUUAACGCCAAACUUGCUGUCGAGAAGUACGAAGAGAUGUUCCCAGCCUUCUCUGACUCAAGAGAGUGCAAGCUGUUGAAGAAACUCCUGGAUGCUCAUGAGGAACAGAACUGUGAAGCUUUCACAGAAGCAAUUAAAGAGUUUGACUCCAUCUCUCGUCUGGACCAAUGGCAGACCACCAUGCUGCUGCGCAUCAAGAAGACCAUCCAAGGGGAUGAGGGAGACCUGAAGUGAGACCACGACAGGGGGAACACAGCACCGCGGGGCGCACACAUGGCAUGCCACCCCUCUCCACGACUUCACCCCUCAUCCCAUAUUGUUUUUGUGCAAUGACUCAGUCCAGGUUCUUACAUACAGAAUGUCCAGUUAGUUAAAUCCGCUGCAAUGUCUAGUCCAGGGGUCUAACUUUUGGGGAGGGAUUUGAGGUUUUGGGCAGCUAAAAAAAAUUGUUUAAUUUAGCAAAUCUGUUCCCAAGUAUUCCCACAAAUUUAAAAAAGGGAUAUGUGAUCGUGUAUCAAUGCAAUGAAGGUGUGAAAUUAUUUUAUUAUUUUAUUUUCAAAUACAAUCUCUUUUUGGGCUUCGUUGUGGUAAAUUUGCAGUGUACAAAUGAUUAGCAUUAUGUUCUGGCCCCGAAACCAUCCGCUCCUACAAAAAUGAUCCUGCGUCUGAAUCUAGCUGCCUACCCCGGUGUAGGCCUUUAUAAAGACUUAUGUAUACUCUGUUGAAUUCUAUUAUAUCAGUGCUCUCUUAUUAUCACCAAACUCUAGUUAGGAUGUGGGUCCAGUCGCACCUCUUUCUGGAGGAUAGAUCUGAUGCGUUUCCUGUUUAGUGGUGAGUGAACUUCUGAGAAGGGCAGAGAGGCAUUCUAAUUCCAAGGCAUUGACCACUGAUGUUAGUAUUGAGUGCUCAAAACACUGCAUGAUUUGUACAGUUGUAAUUCAUGAAUCUAUUAGGUUCAACAGGUGUGACUAUUCAUCUAGGAAUUAGUCUUUUAAAUGUAUAUUGUGUUUGCUUGGCUUCCAGCUGAAAAGUCUUACAAGGGAAAUGUUCAUUACUUAUAUAUCAUAAAUGGUUCUUGUAAACAAAGGUAAUCCAGCCUGAGAUGACACAAUGAAUUGUUUCGUAUUUAAAAUUUAAAAAAUAUUAUUCUUGAAAUGGACAAUUGAUAGAAAUACAAACCAUUCAUGCCCAGAAAGUAUAUUUUGCUUAGUUGGUAUUUUUUUUCUCCAUAUUUCUUAUUCUGCAUUAUGAGGUUAUCUACACAAUCUGCCUAUGUGAGGCGACUUCCUAAAUCUGCUUGUAAAUGAUUAUUUUUUUAAACGCAGAGCUAAGAAAAUCCCGUACCCUCUUGUAAGAGCAGUUUCACUUCUUAACUCCAGCUUUGUUCUUUCAUUGUCACUCAUGUUGAUGUACUAUGUGUCGUGAAGUUGUAACCAUGUUGGUGUUUGCUAGUGCAUCCUCUAGCUGACAACUAGCAGAGCUGCAGUUCUUUGUGUGUAUCGGUAAUAGUGUUGCGCAACAUUUCCUAGUAGUGAUGAGCUGCGGCAAGGUUUUUACUGAGUGCCCCACAACGUAGGGGGCAGUCAGCCUGCGUAUCAAGCUUCUUUCAGAUGGAAUGGUGCUCUUUUCUUUUUAUUUGGUCUGUGUCACAAAAUUAACUAAAUAAAAUUAUUUAUCAUUCUGUGGGUCUCUACUGAUAUUGCUGUUUUGUCAAACUUAGUCCACGCAAUUUGAAAAUGAUAUGUGCAUGUAUAUUUUAAGUUGUAUUAGUGAUCAUGUUAGGAGUAAAUGUCAAAACAUGUUGCACAAAAGAAACCAUGAAUUAAGCAUACUUUAGGCAGAGAUUAUGAUUGCGGGUUAUAGACCUUGCAGUUUUUUCCCCGACCAAGGCUAUUUCCGAGUAAACCAACAUAUGCCGCGUCGACCGUGAAUGGGGUCUCAGCGGAAUCAUUGCCUUGAAUGAUACAUUUAUACCCAAACAAGAUUGCAACCGUACCAUGUAUUGUUUAUAGCUUCGUUUUAGGUCUGGAACGCACCUUUCUGGUAAAAAUAGUUAUACAUUGCUGAGGUGUACUCACUUGAUGCAAGCUCAAAUACAUAGUACAAAUGGUAUGAAAAUACAUAGAUUUUUUUUCCUAUUCAACAAAAUUCGGACUUAAAAUGACAUGUUUUUUCUAAAUAUAGGAACAAUCGAAUAAACAACUUACCAAGCUAACAUAUGUAAUUGUUUUAAAAUGAUAAUAGCAAGGAUCAUUUAGCUAUUAGAUUUAGACUCGCUAGACCCCUCAGACUCAACUCUGGACCUCAAAGCCAGUUCCACUGUUGUCUUUCAUCAUUCCCCCUCUAAUCGGGGACUGAUUUAAACCUAGGACACCAGGUGUAUGCAAUUCAUUAUCAGGUAGAACAGAAAACCAGCAGGCUUCCGAAAUGUGGACCGGAGGCUCAGUACGGAGGAUGUGACGCAAAUGCGGCGCCUCCGGAGGCUUUCGGAGAGCAAAUCGAACUCCAUACCGCAUCGCCGUGUGCCUCCCAAAUUAUGUAACAAUGUGAAGGUCUCCUUAUAGCUCUGUAUAGAUCCGCAUCGACAUGAAUAGUUGAUGCUAGGUGGGGGGCCGGAGGUCCUGUAUAAAUACAAACCCACUUCCUUGACAACAGCUCUGCUCCGUGAAGAAGUGUGAAUGUUCUGACCUCUGCGGAGGCUGCGUCGCAGUAAACGCUGUACAUCCACUGCAGACAUCAGAUUGACCAAUCAGAGCCUUUAAGAGUUGAAUACCCUUGCACUCGACCAGGGUUGUCAAACUCAUUCCAUGGGCCUAGUGUCAGCAUUUUUUUUGUGUGUACUAAUUAGGGCCCUUAAUUCAUCAAUCAAGUACAAGGGAGGAGCAAAACCCACAGCCACUCGGCUCUCUGUGGAAUGAGUUUGACACCUGUGCACUAGACUGUCCCCUUUCAUAUUCUGUCUCCCAGAGGGAGAGUAAAUCGAUUAUUUGUCUGGAUAGGCCAGAAAGUGUGACACGUUACUCCCUAUGCGGUCUGAAACCUGACACUUCCAGGUGCGUUCUGCUGAGAGUGGUAGCGGAGUGCAGACAGAUAAAUCUUCCGAGGCACUGAACCCUACGACGUUCACAUAUGGCUUUGUACACCAAAAUAUCAGUUGGAACCUGUUCAGAACUGCUCAAUAUUUGAGAGGUUAAAAUCCGCAAUACCUAGAACUCACAAUCCGAUUCAAUCCCAGCCUAAAUUUCAAAGAGGCAACCCCAUAACGUUUCGUCAACAGAGUAGAGGACAGACAUCAAAUAUGAAUUCAGACCCAAUAAAUAGACAAUAAAUAGCCACUUUCAUAUGUAUAUGGACAGUGAAGCUACACAUUUUAAUUUGGCUCUAUACUCCAGCAUUUUUGGAUGAGAGCAAAUGUCUCAUAUGGGGCAACAGUACAGAAUGUCACUUUUUAUUUGAGGGUAUUUUAAUACUCUGUGUUAAGUUUUGCCUGAUAGGAACUGAAUGGUGAAUGGAGUAAUUGUAUUUCUGAGUAUAUAAGAUGUUUCAGAACACUUCAAAAUGAAUCCGGAUAAUG
This is a messenger RNA of Oncorhynchus kisutch (coho salmon), 4285 nucleotides long. RefSeq names its product beta-soluble NSF attachment protein. Bases 292 to 945 code for a protein of 217 amino acids. Gene Ontology annotation, cellular component: synaptobrevin 2-SNAP-25-syntaxin-1a complex; terminal bouton; vacuolar membrane. Gene Ontology annotation, biological process: intracellular protein transport; synaptic transmission, glutamatergic; regulation of synaptic vesicle priming. Lineage: Eukaryota; Metazoa; Chordata; Actinopteri; Salmoniformes; Salmonidae. The transcript is spliced from 9 exons. Gene Ontology annotation, molecular function: syntaxin binding; soluble NSF attachment protein activity. The record is from RefSeq and is a predicted model, not a curated record.